Molecule: messenger RNA, 2132 nt
Organism: Ahaetulla prasina
Lineage: Eukaryota; Metazoa; Chordata; Lepidosauria; Squamata; Colubridae
Exons: 2
Coding region: 38-1978 (646 amino acids)
Biological process (GO): DNA integration; DNA recombination
Molecular function (GO): DNA binding
Source: RefSeq, a predicted model, not a curated record
CUCUUCAGUGGUUCGUCUUGCCACACCAGAGGAGCCGAUGCGGUCUUUCCAGACGACGGGUGCUCCUGCCACGGGAGGUAGCCGACUCUUUGGCAUGGUGGAAUCCGGAGAGGGUGGCCAGAGGAUCAGUCUUCAGGGAACCAGUGAGGACCGUUAUCACCACCGACGCCAGCCUGUCGGGAUGGGGAGCUCAUCUGGACCAACACCUGGCCCAGGGCAAGUGGAACCUAUCGGAAAUCGGCCACGGCAUCAACUUUUUGGAGCUGAGGGCCAUCCGUCUCGCUCUCUUGGCCUUCGAGACUCUCAUUCAGGACGGGGACGUCCUUGUCCUCACGGACAAUGUGACAGCGAAGGCGCAUAUAAACAGAUGGGGAGGUACUCACUCGCGCUCGUUGAUGACGGAAACACUCUCCCUCGGUCAGUGGGCCGAAUCCCACCUGCGGUCAAUAAGAGCGGAACAUAUUGCGGGGGCGGAAAAUUGCACAGCGGACUCCCUCAGCCGUCAGACUAUCGACCAGUCGGAAUGGUCCUUAUCCCCAGAGAAUUUCCAAGAGUUGAAAUCCAGGUUCGGGCUCCCGGUGGUGGACUUGUUCUCCUCCGAGACCAACAAUCAAGUGCCCCGAUUCUUUUCGAGGUUCCCUUCUCGGGGAGCGGAAGCAGUGGACGCCCUACGCAGCAGCUGGCCUCGGGGUCUCCUAUACGCAUUUCCACCGAUUCCGCUGAUCCCCAGAGUGAUCCGGAAGCUCCUAUCCGAGAAGUCAGAAUUAAUAUUGGUCGCCCCCUUCUGGCCCAGGAGACCCUGGUUUGCGGACCUGAUCAAUCUGUCAAUUCGAGAACCGUGGAGGAUCCCGGACAACCAGGUGUCCCUCUGCCAGGGACCAGUUCGGCAUCCCGACCCGCAAUGGUUACGCCUAGCCGUGUGGAGGUUGAGCGGUGCGUCUUAGCUACAGCAAGGGUUCCGAAUCAGGUCAUUCCUACCAUGCUAGCUUCUCGCCGUGACUCUACCAAACGAAUUUACGAGGCCACGUGGCGCACAUUCGAAAAGUGGUGCACAUCUCACAGUAUAGGGGCCACCUCGGCUUCCGUCUUGGACAUUCUGGCCUUUCUGCAGCGAGGUCUCGAUUCAGGACUGGCGACGAACACACUCAAGAGACAGGUGGCGGCUAUUUCGUCAGUCCUGAGGUGCGGUUCACUCAUUUCCCUUUCAAAGGAGCCUCUCAUUCAACAAUUCUUCCGGGGCGCCAGCAAUGUCAACCCGCCGGUCGUACAUCGCUUUCCAUCUUGGCGAUUGAACGCGGUGCUCAAUGCUCUGACCAAGACACCGUUUGAACCACUUAGAGAUUCCUCUCUCCGGUUUCUGUCGCUGAAGGUUUCCUUUCUGAUAGCCAUCACAUCGGCCCGCAGAAUUUCGGAAUUAUCAGCCUUGUCAAUUCGUCAAGACCUCUGCACUUUCUUUAAUCAUAGAGUGGUGCUACGUCUAGACCCUACCUUCAUUCCGAAGGUUAACAGUCAAUUCCAUAGAGCACAAGACAUCGUACUGCCUAAUUUCUGCCCAAAUCCCAGACACCAUUUGGAAAAGGUGUGGCACACUCUAGACGUUCGGAGAGCAUUGAAGAUUUACAUUGAUCGGACAUCGACCUUCCGCAAAACAGAAGCCCUCUUUGUUUCAUUCCAACCACUUACUCUGGGUCAGAAGGUGACAAAAUCAAUUCUGGCUAGGUGGAUCAGAGCGACAAUAGCCACAGCAUAUGAGAGUCAGUCUCUUCCGGUGCCGCGUAAUACUACAGCACACUCUACCAGGAGUGCAGCUUCUUCUGCCGCUUGGGGGGCCCAGGCUUCGAUCGAUGAGAUCUGCAGAGCAGCAACGUGGUCCACUCCUUCUUCGUUCAUUCGACACUACCGAGUAGACUCCUACGCGUCGGCGGACGCAGCGUUUGGCAGACGAGUUCUACAGACGGUUUUUUCGCAACAACAAUGACUAGCCGCCUUCGACCCUCCCGUUCAACACGACGACCUGCAGUUGGAUCCUCGCCGAAAAAGCUGGAAAGGAAAAGGAGUAGGCGGGGACCACAAACGAAUAAUUUUAAGACUCGGUCCAAUCAGCAUCGAGGAGAUUAACCCAGUCCUGACGG